Molecule: messenger RNA, 894 nt
Organism: Rhodotorula toruloides NP11
Lineage: Eukaryota; Fungi; Basidiomycota; Microbotryomycetes; Sporidiobolales; Sporidiobolaceae
Exons: 1
Coding region: 1-894 (297 amino acids)
Source: RefSeq, a predicted model, not a curated record
AUGGCAGGCAGCUACGCCCGUACAGACACCGCAUCCGCGACCUCUGCAUCCAACUCAGACGACGCGGUCACUCCGCCCACCGAGCAAGCCGUGGCCUACGCCUGGAGGCUAAAGCGCUGGCUUGAGCAGAACGACACGAUGGAAAAGCGCACUGAGCGACUCGUCUGCUUCCUUCACGUCGAGCCAGCGGAAUUGGGUUUCUCUCUGUUCAUCUCCGUCUGCUGCAACCUUGCUUUCGCAAUUGUGUUGGGCGUAGGCUGGGCCACAAACCCAGAGUUCCGGGACAGCCUGCUGCAGCUGACUUGGGAAAGGGCCGCUCUUACCAUACAGGACGGCCUGAGGCGAAGCGUCCUCUUCCUCCUCGACCGGAUUAUCCUCCCACAGUUCCCGGCUCUCGUCACGCUCGCCCUCGCACCGGUGGCACUCUGGAUAUCGUACUGCGCCAUCGGUAUCCCUACCAUCCUCCUCUGCUCUGCAUACGGCUUCGGCCAUCUCACCAUCCCCUUCCCUUUCACCGGACCUGCUCCCCUCCAGCGCGUCUGGGACGCCGCCUUUGUUCCUCUCGUUGCCUGGCGCCUCCUCGUCCUGCUCGAACCCCUCGCACCUCUCUCACUCUACGCCAAUACCCUCAUGCUCUACCUCGCCGGCACGGCCUACUUCGACGUCCAACCCCUCGCGCGACUCCUCGACCUCGCUAUCGAGCUCGAGCACCACUUCAAGAACGGCAGGCUCGGGAAGGGCGGUGAUGCGGCGGCGAAAGAGUUGAAGGAGGACGAGCCGGAUGGCAAGCUGAGACAGCUGGAGGCAGAAGUCGCCUUCCUGAAGACGCAGCUCGCGGUCAGGACGGCGAAGGAUCCGAAGGCGAAGAAGGGUAGCGCGAAAGCGUCGCAGUAG